CCGUACGCGAGGAGGGAAGGACAGGACCCGUUACCCCUCUAUAUGGGUACGGGGAGGGGGGGGCAGCAGACGGACUACCGCAGAAGCACGGGGAAAGAUUCUGAUUCUAACGGCAGAGGAAAAGAAGGGACAAGAGAUGGAGAAUGUUGGUCCUGGUAGUGCUGGUAGUGCUGGUGGUGGUGGUGGUGGUGGUGGUGGGGAUGAUGAUGCUGACGAGGAGAGGAUGAUUUUUGACUUCGGCUUCGGGUUUCGAGGAAGUGUGUUUGAGGAAUUCCACGUGGCACCUGUCCAGCUGGCUGCGCUAGACACCUCUGUCGGCAUCUGUGACGUGGAAGUGUUCCUUGGGUUCGUCUCCAGGCCAGGAGCAAUUCAGGAGAUGAUGGAAAGCGUUGAUGAUUUUGGACAGAAAUUCCAAGAAUAUUGCCGAGAGAAAUUCCAGAAAUAUUGCAAGGAUUUCCAAGCAAUUUGCCGAUGUAACCUGAGAUCAUCGGAGCAGUAUAUAGUCCACCCCACUGGUAUGGCGAAGGACUUCGCAGCCCAGUUCUUGCAAUUUAUCAGUACCGGAGGUAAAGAUAAUAAAAAUGAUACUACUAAGAAGAAUGAUUCUGUGGACGAAGGGGCAGAUGCGGGAGGUGAGGUCGGGGGUGGUGGUCCAGUGGUUACUGAGGCUGUGCUGCUAGAUGACCUAAUUAGAGUGGAAGGUUUGAUGACGGAGGACAAGCAAUGCGCAGCAGUGAAGAGGGAUUUUGCCGCCUUAUUUUUUUGCCAUUGGGUACUGCACCGCGACGCUCUGCUAGGGAAUUAUCUCGCCCGAUGGCACAAGGGGACUGUGUACCCCUCCCCCCCUCGGCUGGGUAAUUGUUUCGGCCGAUGGGGCAGGGAUGUUCAAUGCGAGAGUGAUCAGACUAUCACCAGGCAAAUCUACGACUACUGCGAGAAGGAACUCAGGCUGGCGGCGGGCGAAACUUACAGGAGCUGCGACGCUACCUUGGAGAUCCUGAGUAGUGGUCUGCUGGGUUUCCUAGUGGAUUUUGACCUUGUGGGCUCAGAUGGCCGAAAGUACCCUCUGCGGAUGCUAAUGCUGGAUGGGAAAUUCCUCGGAGUUGUAUUCCCUUCUCACGCCUGGAGUGCCAGCAUCAGCGAGAGAGAGAAAGGUGCACUGAUUGCUCGAGCGGAUUACAGAGCGGAUCCCAGUCAGAGAGCGAAUUACCUUAACCCUAACGACGACAUGCGAAUCCAAGUCGUUGCAGAAGAACUGGUUGAAAGGCAUUACAAGCCACAUGGAGAUAUCCCCACGAUGCUGGAAAGAUGGUCUAACCCCGUUCUCCGAGUGAAGGGCUGUGAAUGGUAUAAACCAAGGAUGUACCCUAAUAUCGCUGUGAAAGCUUAGAAGGACUGCCAAGAGGAUUACGAAGUCGUUAUUGGUCAGAAUGGGAGGCUUUACAGUGACUCAGAAAAAGAUGAUGGAGUUACUGCCCGCGAACACCUCACCCCUGAAGCUUCCAAACAACUUCGCUCUCUCCACCGAGCGUCUUACAACCCGGGCCGCCUUUCCUAUUCCUGCCGGUCUGAGGUAGAGCGGCUGAUUCCUGUCGCAGCUUCCCUGACAAGACUUGCUACUGAUUAUCGUGCCCACUUCCAUUUGCAGGUUUUCAGGCACCGGCUGCGGCUGUUCACAAUAGCAGAUGUGAAGCGCCGUCGGCGUGCCCAUUUUGCCCGCCUAUUCAAGAGGUCGGUAUGGGAACAAAUGCCAGAAGAACUA
Messenger RNA from Chara braunii, 1762 nucleotides. The record is from the annotation of a GenBank genome assembly. NCBI's taxonomy places the organism in Eukaryota, Viridiplantae, Streptophyta, Charophyceae, Charales, Characeae.